Molecule: messenger RNA, 3615 nt
Organism: Thunnus maccoyii (southern bluefin tuna)
Lineage: Eukaryota; Metazoa; Chordata; Actinopteri; Scombriformes; Scombridae
Gene: nfic
Product: nuclear factor I/C
Exons: 13
Coding region: 1169-2584 (471 amino acids)
Biological process (GO): regulation of transcription by RNA polymerase II
Cellular component (GO): nucleus
Molecular function (GO): RNA polymerase II cis-regulatory region sequence-specific DNA binding; DNA-binding transcription factor activity, RNA polymerase II-specific
Source: RefSeq, a predicted model, not a curated record
UUUGCUGCUAUGCCAGAGAUUCUACACUGCAUUUCACUGUACUACUUACUGUGUGCAAUGACAAUUAAGUUGUACCUAAUCUAAUGUGAAAAUAAAAUAUCAGUCUUUGGAAGCACAUCUAACCCUCCACAGUAUGAAUAACACCAAUAACGAGCAAAUUAUGGCUCAUGGAUAUAAUAUGCUGCUUUGUUUUUGGAUGUAUUCAGAAGAACACGUUAAAUCAUGCUCUGUAAGGAGUGUGUGUUUACCCAUGAGCAAGGGGUGGCAUCAGUCUCACCACCAAGAGACUGGACACAUUAUCAGGACUGUUGACAGUUGUUUUGUGUGUUAAGUAUGUGCACAGUGUGAAUUGAAUUAAGGCCACAGUAUAGGCUAGUGCAGUGAAUGUAAAGCUGAUCCUGAGAUGAACUGGAGUGUGUUGCAAGUUUAUGGCAGAGGCAGAGAGCAGCUGCUGCGACUUUAAGCCCGUUGUUUGGGAUGGGCUGAAUUCAUAACGUCAUUUCAGCUCUCUUUCUUUUAUUCUUCGUCCUCUCAUCUUCUUCCUUCUCUAAAUGACACAGUCCGUCGUGCUCCGCUACACCUCCGGCCAUAUUCUACUAAGAAUGAUUAUUCCGAACUUUCUCUGUGUUUUUCUCCCUGCGGGGCAUUUUUACUGGGCCUCAACUUUUCUGGCGUGUCAUCAUUUCUGGAGUUAACGCGGCAGAGUCAUCCGAGGCGACUGGAGCUCUCUCAUAUCUGGAUUCUUUACAAACCCAGUUAAACAGUCCAGGAAAUUCAGCGUUUUCUCUAACGCGGAGACACGGCUGCUCAACUGUAUAAGAGGGGGAGAGCAUGUAGAAAUCUGCCAAAGACCAUGACGACGCUGUGGAAAUUAAAAUGUUCAGCCCAGGGAUGUUUAUGCUAACGCACAGCCUGGUCUGAUUCACCUUCUUCUCGCCACAAUGAUGUUUUCUUCUCUCUCUCUGUCUCAGUUUCAACAAUUCCCAGCUGCAGUUGCUGUCCUUGUGCAGAAUAGGACAGACAGUGAUAUCAAUCAGAUUAAUAUCAUGAGCAGGAUGAGUUUCAUCCGUUCAUUGAGGCUCUGCUGCCCCAGGUCCGUGCCUUCGCCUACACAUGGUUCAACCUCCAGGCCAGGAAAAGGAAGUACUUCAAAAAACAUGAGAAAAGGAUGACUAAAGAAGAAGAGAGAGCUGUCAAAGACGAACUGCUUGGGGAGAAGGCAGAGGUGAAACAGAAGUGGGCCAGUCGUCUUUUAGCCAAGUUAAGAAAGGACAUUAGACCUGAGUGCAGAGAAGACUUUGUCCUGUCAGUCACUGGGAAGAAAGCUGCGUGUUGUGUCCUGUCGAACCCUGACCAGAAAGGCAAAAUGAGACGCAUAGACUGUCUCCGACAAGCUGACAAGGUGUGGAGGUUGGACCUGGUGAUGGUCAUCCUGUUUAAAGGAAUCCCAUUGGAAAGCACAGAUGGAGAGCGGCUGGUGAAGGGAGGCCAGUGCUCCAAUCCAGUCCUCUGUGUCCAGCCUCGACACAUCUCUGUCUCCAUCAAAGAGCUCGACCUCUACCUCGCUUACUAUGUACAAGAGAGGGAGGCAGAGCAGAGCAGCAGUCCGAGUCGUACAGGAGUGGGCUCUGAUCAGGAGGACAGUCGAACCGCCACCAUGGGUAAUAUGAAUUAUGGUCCAGAGUUCCAGGAGAGUUUUGUGACAUCAGGAGUUUUCAGUGUUACUGAGCUGGUCCAAGUCUCAAGAACUCCAGUAGUCACAGGAGUAGGACCUAGUUUCUCUAUGGGGGAGCUGCAGGGUCAUCUGGCCUACGACCUCAACCAAUCUGUCAACCAGCCAGUCAGCCUCAGACGAUCACUGGCCAGCACCUCAUCCAGCGGGAGUAAGCGUCAUAAGUCUGGCUCUAUGGAGGAAGAGGCUGACAGUCCAGGAGGGGACUAUUACCACUCACCUUCCUCUCCUGCCAGCAGCUCCAGAAACUGGACUGAUGACAUGGAAGGAGGUCUAUCUCCUCCAGUGAAGAAGACAGAGCUGGACAGUCCUUCUCCCCAGGAAGACUCACCGAGACUGGGGUCCUUCACUCAGCACCACCGGCCAGUCAUAGCUGUUCAUAGCGGUCUGUCACGGAGUCCCCACCCCUCCUCAUCUCUUCAUUUCCCAUCCUCCUCCUACUUCCCCCACGGAGCAAUCCGCUAUCCUCCUCACCUGGCCCAGGACCCCUUAAAAGAUCUGGUCUCUUUGGCCUGCGACCCUGCCAAUCAGACCCCCAGCUCACUGAAUGGCAGCAACCAGGUUAAAGUGCCCAGUCACUACAUCUCCUCUCAAAUGUUGGUACCCCCUGGGCCAGCACCCUCCCUGGCUCCUCCUCCAUCCUCCCUCCCCAGGCCAACACUGUCUGCAGAGUCCAAGGCCCCUACCACCUCCUCUGAUGGGGGAGCAAACUCCCCCACAUCACCCAUCUUGGUAUCUGGGCAACUGAGUGAACUCUGGAGAAAGGGUGAUUGUCAUGGCAGUUCUGUCCUGGAGGAAAGGAAACAAUGUUGUCAAGACAUUGCCAGAGAAAAAAUAUAUUCAGCUUUGUAGAAGCAUAACGUGUGGUCAUACCUAUAUAUAAAUAUAUAGUGAAAUAUAUUUAUAUAUGUGUAUGUACCCAGAAGAGACAGCCUUGAUGGAAGUAGGAUGCUUCUCUCACUCAGCCAUUUUGCAGCCCCAGAAUGAACUAUGCUAUAUGACACUAAAUGGCCACUAACGUGAGCUGUGAUUUUCAAGUGAAAGCAGUGGAUUGAUGCAGAUGUCUGGUUGGCCCAGAUGAGCUGCAGACCAGACCCAGUUCUCAACCCACCAGAUCCUAAGAAGCUUGUAACCUAACUGUGUCCCCAGGAUGAGGCCUAUUUCCCCGGGACGGAUGUCAGCCUUUGCCUCUCUACCCUGAGUCUCCACACUAAAUCCAGUAUAAGGCCUCCUCCCUGGGACGGACAUAGACCUCAUCCCCCCUCAAAACCCAGAAUGCCCCUCUCCGCUGCAGGUGCUGCUUAUUAUAUAUGCAAAUAAGCCUCCCUUAUUUUCUGAACGACAAGAAAGAGAGAUCCUAUUGUUAAUAUGUAAUGUUUCUUUGCACUUUUUAAUAUGUUAUUGAUACGCCUGAAGAAAAUGAAGAGUUGAAACAGUGCAUUUUUUCUCUCUUCCAACCAAAAGACCGAGGAUUUGUCUUUUUUAUUGACAAUCAUCAGCCUGAAACCAUUAAGUUGCUUUGAGAGGCUCAUGUUUCUAAGACUGUUUGAUUGUGCUUUUUUAUCAGACAACAAUGAGUAAUUGUGGAAUAUAAGAGCUAUAUUCAUGCCUUCUCCAACACAACACACAAUCACAAUGCUACAGUCAGAUGCACAACCCUUGGCCGUUUGGAAGAAACAUGCCGCUGCCACAGGGAAACAGCUCAGCAGAACUGAGAAAAAGCAAAGACACAUUUAAACCAGGGUCAUGUGGCAGCACAGCCAGCAGUAAACAGGCUGCUGGGGCUGACUGGGCUCAAUGUGUUUGAAACUGUAGCAUGGUGUGGAGUGUGUGUGUGUGUGUGUGUGUGUGUGUGUGUGUGUGUGUGUGUGUGUGUGUGUGUG